Messenger RNA from Trypanosoma cruzi, 855 nucleotides. Its product is annotated as retrotransposon hot spot (RHS) protein, putative. The transcript has a single exon. The annotation marks the transcript as partial. The record is from RefSeq and is a predicted model, not a curated record. NCBI's taxonomy places the organism in Eukaryota, Euglenozoa, Kinetoplastea, Trypanosomatida, Trypanosomatidae.
AUGUCGUUUGGAGCCAGCGGCACCUGCUGGCCGCAGUUGGGCGGUGCGAGUGGGAUGCUUCACCGCACGGGUGUUGUGAUGGCGCCUCGCCGUGGCAUCUCCGGCGAUGGUUCAGACGCUGCAGCUCGACAUGUGGCGGGGAGUAAAGUGUGGCCGCAGUGGACCAUGAGCAGCAGCGUUGAGGACAUUCUGCUGGGUGGAAGCAAUAACAGCACAGACAUGAAGCUGAACGAUUUCCUCCGGAGCAACUUGGGCGAUGAGUGGGUUGUGGAAAGAAAAGGGAACGUCAUUAUGGAGGCGUUUGUUCAGGAGCCGGAUGCUUACGUGCAAGACCAGCGGCUUCUUAGAAUUAUUUUUAAUUUAACAGAGUACCAAGAGAUGGAAAGGGAGUUGGAUGAGAUGAAAAUUCUAUUGGAGGCCAUUACUAAGCUUCAUCACGAGGGUGUGGUCUCGCUCGAGCAAUGGAGGGACUAUGAGGGAAAGGAUACAGUCACUCCACUUGCAAGGGGAAAACUAAACGCAGCCCUCACUCAGGUACUGAGAGAAGCGUGGCGGAAGGCAGAAGAAAGGGUAAGACGAGCGCAAGAAAUGAAAUUUACCUUUUCCACUAAUAUCGAAGAUGUACUGUUUAAAGGAGGAGUCCGCGUCAAGGAAAAGAAGCUGAAUGAUUUUCUUACGAUGGAAUUGGGCGGCAGGGGCGUUGUGGGCACCAAUCGGAGUGUUUUGCUGAAGGAGUUUUUCAAGGAUCCCACGAAGUAUAUCCGUGAUGAAGGAGUAUUGAAAGAAAUACAGAUAACCGAUGCUUAUGAGAGGAUGGAGAGGGCUGUAAGGGAUGAAAUAAUCUUCGAAAAAGAU